Molecule: messenger RNA, 429 nt
Organism: Adineta steineri
Lineage: Eukaryota; Metazoa; Rotifera; Eurotatoria; Adinetida; Adinetidae
Source: the annotation of a GenBank genome assembly
AUGAAUACAUAUAUUAUUAUCCAAUGUAUUUUCGGUGCCAUUUUUAUACCCAUUAUCGUAUCUGCAUCAGUUUGUCCAAUGGGAGCCACAUUUCCGGAGUGGAUGACAGGUUAUUUUCAUGCAGAAUUUGCAGAUGGUUCGUCAGCUAAUGCUAGAUUUGGACGUUGGUAUGCAAAUGUGACGUUCUCAACAGGUGAAAAUGGUACUCUCACGAUGACAGAAACUCUGCGAGAAGGUGAUGAUUUCUAUGUUUUUCACGAAUGUGUGCAGAUAUAUGACACUGAACCUGCACUACGUUGUUCACUGUUAGUACGUAAUGGUACUGGUUACAUAGAAUAUAUUCAUAAAGAUCCAGAACUGAUUCCAAUAUGUCCAAAAUCAAUAUCAUCAGCUGGUCUUGAGAUGGAAAUUGUUACUCGAAUUGAUUAG